Molecule: messenger RNA, 498 nt
Organism: Plasmodium yoelii
Lineage: Eukaryota; Apicomplexa; Aconoidasida; Haemosporida; Plasmodiidae
Product: V-type proton ATPase 16 kDa proteolipid subunit, putative
Exons: 5
Coding region: 1-498 (165 amino acids)
Biological process (GO): proton transmembrane transport
Cellular component (GO): proton-transporting V-type ATPase, V0 domain
Molecular function (GO): proton-transporting ATPase activity, rotational mechanism
Source: RefSeq, a predicted model, not a curated record
AUGCGAACAUGUGAUCCAAAUUCAGCCUUUUUUGGGUUUAUGGGGAUUGCAGCAUCCUCUAUUUUUUCAAAUUUGGGAGCAGCAUUCGGUACUGCUAAAAGUGGAGUAGGGGUUUGUAGUGUCGGUGUAAUGAGACCCGAUUUAAUCAUGAAAUCAAUUUUACCAGUUGUUAUGGCCGGAGUUCUUGGUAUUUACGGAAUUAUUAUGUCUAUUAUUAUCUCAGGAAAAAUGUCACCUGCUGCUAGUUAUUCAAGCUUUUUAGGAUACACACAUUUAGCAUCUGGUUUAAUAGUCGGAUUAAGUUCAUUGGCUGCUGGUUUGGCUAUUGGUAUUGUUGGUGAUGCUGGUGUAAGAGCAAAUGCACAACAAAACCGAUUAUUUAUUGGAAUGAUUUUAAUCUUAGUUUUCUCUGAAACUUUGGCAUUAUAUGGUUUAAUUAUUGGCAUUUAUAUUUCCUUAUCAGACGCAAGCAACCUAUGUACACCCUACACCAAUUAG